This is a messenger RNA of Cetraspora pellucida, 261 nucleotides long. The record is from the annotation of a GenBank genome assembly. Lineage: Eukaryota; Fungi; Glomeromycota; Glomeromycetes; Diversisporales; Gigasporaceae.
AUGAACUAUUCUUCGAUUGAAGUAAUUGAACGUAGUCAUAAAAUUUUUGACUAUGCUGAAUUUUCACAGUCUGAAGAAAUUGGUCAAGGAGGAUUUGCAAAAGUAGAAAAAUGUUACUGGGAUGAUUUUAAAUGUCACGUCGCCAUUAAAAGUAUAAAAACAGGCAAUAAUUCCGAGGUUAUUCGAGAGAUUAAAAUUUUUAAAAAAAUUAGUCAUCAUCGUAAUAUUAUUAAAUUAUAUGGUAUAACUAAAAGUAAGUGA